This is a messenger RNA of Racocetra persica, 224 nucleotides long. NCBI's taxonomy places the organism in Eukaryota, Fungi, Glomeromycota, Glomeromycetes, Diversisporales, Gigasporaceae. The record is from the annotation of a GenBank genome assembly.
AUGAAUUCUGAAUUACACUUGGACGAAUACUCUGAUAAAUACUCUGACGAAUACUCUGAUAAGCACUCUGAUGAAUACCCUGAGGAACAUCCUGAAAGAUGCCCUGAAGAAUACCCUGAAGAACAUUCUGACGAAUACUCUGACGAACACCCUGAUGAACGUACUGGUGAGUUAAAUCAAGAUAAAACAAGCCAAAAUGAACCAUGCCCUAAUAAAUCUACAAA